Poecilia reticulata (guppy) is the source of this 3240-nucleotide messenger RNA. The record is from RefSeq and is a predicted model, not a curated record. NCBI's taxonomy places the organism in Eukaryota, Metazoa, Chordata, Actinopteri, Cyprinodontiformes, Poeciliidae.
CAAUGGGGUCAAGUUUAGUUUUUAAAUUCACUAAAACCUUCUGUCAAAUGAAAAUUAAUUUUUUCUGGUCUUAUGUGGAUGAUGAACUUAUGGUUCAUUUUUAAUAAGCUUAUGGACAUUGUGAGGAAUAGGUUUACUGCAUUUGUGUGUUCAGUUUGAAGGUCCGCCAGAAAUAGUUUUCUGCAGAAAAUCCAGCUGAUUGCAUCGAGUUACUGACUUUAAAGCAUCCACUUUUCUUGAGUCUGUUGUUUUUGAAAACCAGAAAAGCUGAUAGAUUUUGAUUUCUGACUAAUAAAUUGGUACGUUUGAAUCAGUUACUCUAAAAUAAAUCUGUGAAGUGUAAAGAAUCUAACAGGAAGGGGAGAAAUUCGUCUUUCACUUUCAGAUUUACUCAGGGGCAUGUCACAUAUUAACAUUCUGUGCAAUCUGUGAACAAGAGCACAACGGAUCUUUUCAUACGAGUUUCAUUUUGAGUAUCUGUUGUCUCAAACACAGUAAAAGCAAACUGAGGUAAUAAACUUUUGACCUCAGUUUUAAAUAAUUAAAAAAAGAUAAUAAAACUUGAUUCUUGCCUCCAAACUGAAGAUUUGACUUUGAGGGUAAAAGUGAGUUUUCUUUUGGAGGUUUACUCCAAACUGAACAUUCAGCUCCAAACUGAACAUUCAGCAGAGAGGCACACCUCUGAUUUAUCUCAACCAACAUUCACAGGGUUUUUAUCGACCUCUAUCUGUGCAUAAAUGUCUGUAGUAAAGAUAAAGCAGAGCAACAUCCAAAGUAUCAGGAUGCCCUUGCAUUAGAGGAGCAACUAUUGAUUACGUAGUAGUUGACCAGUCUAUCAAUAUUAUUAUUGGCUGCUCAGUUUGUGGGGUUAUUUUCAUCCAGCUCCGCUUUCUGUGAAGUUUAAUUUCUUCUCAGUGCUGCUGCAGGUUAUGCUGUAACUUUUCAAGCCUGCACAGUUAUGUAGGUCUCAACAUUAUCCACAAAUAAAAAUGUUAGAUAUGUCAACGGUGCACUGGAUGAUUCUAGUUAACUUGGCAGUUAAAUUUUUCUGUUUUCAAGUAUUGGAUGGAACAAUCCAACUUGAGCUAAUGUUCUAAACUCUGAAACUGUCCAACUUGAUCAUCACCUAAUUCUGGAGACAUAGCUGGUAAGAGAUAUAAGGGUGUGUGUGCAUUUUAUCAGGACCUGGGUGGUUUUGGUUUCAUUGUGAGUGGAACUGGGUGGGCCUACGGAUUUGCAUAAAAGCAGAGAAAACUCAGCAAGUUCUUCCCACCCUCCCUCACUUUCUGCUGCACUUCAACCUGAGUGGUAUGUAUCUUCACUGUGUUCAACAUGUUUGCUUAUAGAUUUCUGUUGUCUAAUGCUUUCUCUAUUAAUAUUUUUAGUGAGUGAAUACAAACUGCAGAGUUUUACCACUGGACUGAGCAGAGAGAAGCCAACAAAGACGGUCACAAUUGCCGAUUUGGGUUAAAACAUUUGAAGGCAUCCAUCCUAUGUCUUAACAGAUUUGGCUGUGAAAAAGGAUCUGAAGUCCCACACUACAACGUCUAUUUUUGUGUCACCUGGAUAAAAAUUUAGUUUUCCAAAGAUAAUCUCCAACAAGUCAUGAACAUCUUUAAACAAAAGCCAAAAAGGCUUCCUGAUGCUGUUAAAGCUGAGAGCACAAAGCUGGAGCCACAGAAAGGACCACUGCCUGUUUAUAGAGUUCCUCUGAACGAGGAGAACAUCAGAUUAAAGGGAUGCAGGUUCUUCAGGUUUGGAGAACAAAGCAAAGUUGCUUCCAAACAAAGUCGCACCAUCAUGGUUCUUGGAGCUACAGGUGCUGGGAAGUCAACCCUCAUCAAUGGGAUGAUAAAUUACAUGCUAGGUGUUAAAUGGUCAGACUCGUAUCGGUUCAGCUUAGUGGAUGAUGGUCAGACAAAAUCCCAAGCUCACAGUCAGACCUCUGAGGUCACUGUGUACAAACUCAACYACAGGGACGGAUUUGAGGUUCCCUUCUCUCUGACCAUCAUAGACACUCCAGGCUUUGGAGACACCAGAGGAAUAGACAGAGACAGGGAGAUCACAGAGCAGCUCCGUAACCUCUUCACUAGUAAAGACGGGGUYAGUGAGAUUGAUGCUGUGUGUUUUAUAGCUCAAUCAGCUUUAGCUCGUCUCACACCGACACAGAAAUAUGUCUUUGAUUCCAUUCUCUCCAUCUUUGGCAAAGAUAUAGCAGAAAACAUCAGGAUCCUGGUGACAUUUGCAGAUGGUCAGAAGCCUCCAGUUCUAGAAGCCAUCAAMGAAUCAGGCGUACCAAGUCCGAAAGGGAAAGAUGGUCUUCCAGUUCACUUCAAAUUUAACAACUCUGCUCUGUUUGCUGACAAUAAAUCCUCUGCAGCAGAUGCCCUGAGUGAUGAUGAUGAUGAAAACUUUGAUCAGAUGUUUUGGAACAUGGGAACAAAAAGCAUGAAAAGGUUUUUUGCUGCUCUAAAUCAGAUAGAAACCAAAAGUUUGACACUGACAAAAGAGGUCCUGAGAGAAAGACAACAGCUGGAGGUUUCAGUUGAGAAUCUGCAGCUUCAGGUUAAACUUGGUUUGGCCAAAAUGGAGGAGAUCAGAGAGACGAGARAAAAAAUCAAAGAGCWUGAAGCCGAGAUCAGUAGAAAUGAGAAAUUUGAGUUUKAUGUCACUGUGAAGAGACCUAYACAAUUUGAUAUCUCRGGUACUGGGAACUACAUUACCAACUGUCAGCAGUGUCAUGUCACCUGUCAUUACCCUUGUGCAAUACCAAAUGAUGAUGAUAAAAGAGGAUGUUGGGCAAUGGAUGGCAAUGGAUACUGCACUCAGUGUAAAGGUAAAUGUUACUGGAAUGUUCAUUUCAACCAAAAGUACAGGUGGGAWUAUAAAGAUGUUAYAGAGAAACGGACAGCCAAAGASMYGAAGGAAAACUAUGAWAAGGCCACAGGGCAGAAGAUGACUGUUGAGGGACUGAUGAGAAAACUGGAGGCUGAAUAUGGUAUCAUGCAGAAUGAGGUGAAUAAAUUAAUAGACAAGUCAGCAAAGUGUCUGAACCGACUGAAGGAGAUAGCACUGAGGCCCAAUCCUCUCACCACUCCAAAGUACAUUGAUUUGCUGAUUGAAGGAGAGAAACAGGAGGGAAAACCAGGCUGGAAACAUCGAGUUGAGUCACUGAUUAACAUGAAACAACAAGCAGAAAUCAUGGCUAAAUUGGAGAAAGGAGAAAACCUUCUCCUCUGA